This is a messenger RNA of Scomber scombrus (Atlantic mackerel), 1931 nucleotides long. It is a transcript of the gene cct8, whose product is annotated as chaperonin containing TCP1, subunit 8 (theta). The record is from RefSeq and is a predicted model, not a curated record. Gene Ontology annotation, biological process: protein folding. The coding region runs from base 80 to 1720 and encodes 546 amino acids. The transcript has 15 exons. Gene Ontology annotation, cellular component: chaperonin-containing T-complex. Lineage: Eukaryota; Metazoa; Chordata; Actinopteri; Scombriformes; Scombridae. Gene Ontology annotation, molecular function: ATP binding; ATP-dependent protein folding chaperone; ATP hydrolysis activity.
UCUCUCCGGCUUUGUACCCAUAGCUGAACCACGCCGCGGCCACCUUCUCCAGGAUACCGGAGCUGAUAAACGCCGCAAAAUGGCUCUCCACGUCCCCAAAGCUCCUGGGUUUGCCCAGAUGUUAAAAGAUGGUGCCAAGCACUAUUCAGGGCUUGAGGAGGCAGUCUUCCGCAACAUCAAAGCCUGCAAGGAGCUUUCUCAGACCACACGCACCGCCUAUGGGCCAAAUGGUAUGAAUAAAAUGGUCAUCAACCACUUGGAGAAGCUGUUUGUUACCAACGAUGCUGCAACGAUUCUUAGAGAGCUGGAGGUGCAGCAUCCAGCAGCCAAAAUGAUUGUCAUGGCGUCACACAUGCAAGAGCAGGAGGUGGGAGAUGGUACAAACUUUGUCCUGGUGUUUGCCGGUGCUCUGUUGGAGCUGGCUGAAGAGCUGCUCAGGAUGGGUCUGUCUGUGUCAGAGGUGAUUGAAGGUUAUGAGAAGGCAUGUAAGAAGACUCUGGAGAUCCUGCCAGACUGCGUUUGCGCAUCAGCCAAGAACCUGCAUGACAUAAACGAGGCCACAUCUUUGAUUCGUACAGCUGUCAUGAGUAAACAGUAUGGCAACGAAGACUUCCUUGCCAACCUCAUUGCACAGGCCUGUGUGUCCAUCUUCCCCGAGUCCGGCAGUUUCAAUGUUGAUAACGUCAGAGUGUGCAAGAUUUUGGGUUGUGGAGUGACAGCGUCCUCCAUGCUACAUGGCAUGGUAUUUAAAAAGGAGGCAGAGGGAGAUGUCACAUCAGUUAAAGAUGCUAAGAUCGCCGUCUUCUCCUGCCCCUUUGACUGCAUGGUUACAGAGACCAAGGGCACAGUACUGAUAAAUAAUGCAAAGGAGCUCAUGGACUUCAGCAUGGGAGAGGAGGGUAUGAUGGAGGCUCAGGUGAAGGCCAUCAAGGAGGCUGGGGCCAACAUCGUGGUAACUGGGGGUAAAGUGGCUGACAUGGCGCUGCACUAUGCCAACAAGUACAAUCUCAUGGUGGUUAGGCUUAACUCCAAGUGGGACCUCAGGAGGUUAUGCAAGACUGUGGGAGCUGUAGCGCUGCCCAGGCUGAUGGCUCCAACCCCUGAGGAGAUGGGUCACUGCGACAGCGUCUACCUGUCAGAGGUGGGAGACACCCAGGUGGUGGUUUUCAAACACGAGAAGGAGGAGGGCUCCAUCUCAACAGUGGUGAUCAGAGGCUCCACUGACAAUCUGAUGGAUGACAUUGAGAGGGCUGUAGACGAUGGAGUCAACACCUUCAAGGUCCUAGUCAGGGACAAGCGCAUGGUACCUGGUGCAGGAGCCACUGAGAUUGAGUUGGCCAAACAGAUCACUUCAUACGGAGAGACCUGCCCGGGUUUGGAUCAGUAUGCCAUUAAAAAGUUUGCUGAAGCCUUUGAGGCAGUGCCACGCUCCCUGGCUGAGAACUCUGGUGUGAAGGGGAGCGAGCUCAUCUCCAAACUGUAUGCUGCGCAUCACGAGGGAAACAAAAACACAGGAUUCGACAUUGAGGGAGAGGGUCCCGCUGUGAAAGACAUGCUUGAGGCUGGCAUUAUGGAUCCUUACAUGGUCAAACACUGGGGCAUCAAACUGGCCACCAACGCUGCCAUCACAGUACUGAGAGUCGACCAGAUCAUCAUGGCCAAACCAGCAGGGGGACCGAAAGCUCCCCAGGGCAAGAAGGACUGGGACGAGGACGACUGAUGAUGAUGCCGUCCAGCUGAUGCUCCUUUUAACCCUGAACGCUCCCACAUCACAAAACCUUUUUCUACUUGUUUAUUUAAAGCUCAACAGUUUGGUUUAUGUUGUAGAAAUGACCCUACAUUGGUGAACAAAGUAAUAUGUACGGAUCGCACUGUUUGCUUUUUAUGUUUGUAGUCCCAAAUAAAAGGCACUUGUGCUGUCAUGACUUGGA